This is a messenger RNA of Mesorhabditis spiculigera, 597 nucleotides long. Lineage: Eukaryota; Metazoa; Nematoda; Chromadorea; Rhabditida; Rhabditidae. The record is from the annotation of a GenBank genome assembly.
AUGAACCCAUGUAUCUACCUGCUUUCGACGGUUCCGGAUUCGUUGCGAAUUAUUGAGGAGGGUGACUGGGUCUACCGCAUCUUCACUUUCGACUACAUGCCGCAAUGCUUCUGCAACAUGUCAAAGGCUGAAUUGCUGGAAUUCCAUGAAAUAAAGGAAUGGAUUUUGCCGCCGCUCUUCGGGCAACACUUGAUCGUCGACAUUAUAAACCUAUGCUCGAUGACACCGGCAUUGCGACCGAGCGCAAGGGAGUUGUCUGAAAAGAUUCGUCAAGCGGAUCAGCGUCUCGUCAGCCGGUCCUUUAAAGUAGUACCGGACCUUAAUGGAAGGCCAUCAAAGCCACGGGGGCUGGAGCAUCUAACAAUUGGAGAAUGCAAAAUCUACACUCAUUUCCGAAAUAAGGGCCCAGUUUUGGAGAACCGGGCCGUGCAAGGAGAGCUCGAAGAAGACGCGCUUGAGCAUCCUCUGGGCUAUCGAUUGCCUUUCUCCGAGCCAAGCUCAGCCGGCGGAUCGGCUGACGGGUUGCAGCGCAGUCCAUCCAAGGGCAAAAGCCGACCAUCGCUCGUCGACAUCCAGCAACAACAGCAGGAACACCCU